AUGGCUUCUCAAAACCCUAAUCAAAGAAAUUCUCUCUAUCCUCAGGUAAUCGAUUCUAACCUCGAUGCUCCUUCGCCUCUCCUCAAUACCAAUCCCUCAUCCUCUUUGCAAAUCCCACUCUACCCCUCCAUUGACUACAACGACCUCAUUCAAAACCUCUUUUUCGAGGAUGUCUCAUCUGCUAGCUCCCCCUCCGCGCCGCCUGAGGCCACCGAGGAGGUCCUCCUCCGCAUCCCCGGUGCGAUCCUCAACCUUGUCGAUAAGGACUACAACGUCGAGCUUGCGUGCGGUGAUUUUUCCGUCAUCUGCCUCCAGCAGGGAGACAACGCCGUCAACGUGUACGCGCGCGUCGCCGAAGAGAUCCAAUGGCCUCUGGCGAAGGAUGAGACCGCCGUGAAAGUCGAUGAUUCGCACUACUUCUUCUCGUUCCGCGUCCCCAAGGGCUUCGAUCCCGGGGAGGAGGAGGAGGAUGUUCUUAGCUACGGGUUAACGAUCGCUUCGAAGGGGCAAGAGGGGCUUCUGAAGGAGCCCAUAUGGCUUCGGUAUAAUGUGAACAAUCUCUGUCAAUCGUACGAUGAAUUUGGUUGGGUACAGACGAAAUAA
This is a messenger RNA of Vigna unguiculata (cowpea), 603 nucleotides long. The record is from RefSeq and is a predicted model, not a curated record. Lineage: Eukaryota; Viridiplantae; Streptophyta; Magnoliopsida; Fabales; Fabaceae.